UAUUCACACCAAAUCCCUUUUGCAAUCAAUCAAAUCCAUGACUCUAUGAGUACAUAUAGCACCGACAAACACACUACACAGUACACACCCACGUUUAGCUGGCUAAAUUACGAGUAUUUUCCCAUAUUAAUCACGUCAAAAAUAUAAAUAUAAUCCCACAUCCCAUCUAGAAGCGGGAAAUCCAAAAAUAAUCAACAGUCUUAAAAUUUUCCCAGAAAAAUACAAUAAAAAAUGGGUUCUCUUCCUGCACAAUCAAACCCCAUAAUUCAUGAAGAACAACAAAAGUUAAACGAAUCAACCCUCUUAAACCUCUUCAAAUCGCAACAGACUUAUCUAAAUUACUUCUUCCAACACUUAGAUCUCUCACAAACCCUGAAAUUCACCCAGAUUUUGCUGAAUUCUAAGGGAACAAUCUUCUUCACCGGGGUUGGUAAAUCUGGGUUUGUAGCCCAGAAAAUUUCUCAGACUUUGAUUUCUCUGGGGAUCCGAGCUGGGUUUCUCGCUCCUGUCGAUGCCCUUCAUGGGGACAUCGGAAUUCUCACGAGGAACGACGUCGUUGUGUUGUUUAGCAAGUCAGGGAAUAGCGAGGAAUUGAUUAGAUUAGCCCCCUGUGCCAAAGCUAAGGGUGCUUAUUUGGUUGGAAUUACUUCCAGUUUGAGUAAUAAUUUGAUGGGUUUUUGUGAUCUUAAUGUGCAUUUGCCUUUGGAGAGAGAAUUGUGCCCCUUCGAUCUAGCUCCGGUCACUUCCACGGCUAUCCAGAUGGUUUUUGGGGAUACCGUGGCAAUUGCGUUGAUGAGUGCUAGGAAUUUGACCAAGGAGGCUUAUGCUGCUAAUCAUCCUGCUGGCAAGAUUGGGAAGAGUCUCAUUUUUAAGGUGAAGGAUGUGAUGAAGAAGCAAGAGGAACUUCCUGUUUGCAAGGAAGGAGACCUUAUAAUGGAUCAGCUAGUUGGGCUUACCACUGGAGGAUGUGGAUGCCUUCUCGUUAUUGACGAUAAUUACCAUCUAAUUGGCACCUUUACAGAUGGAGACUUGAGGCGUACACUUAAAUCUAGUGGAGAGGGAAUCUUCAAGCUUACAGUUGGAGAGAUGUGCAACAGGCACCCUAGAAUCAUAGGGCCUGAUGCAAUGGCAGUUGAGGCAAUGCAAAAGAUGGAAUCUCCACCAUCCCCUGUGCAAUUUUUGCCUGUCAUUAAUGAUCAAGACAUUUUGAUCGGGAUUAUUACCUUGCACGGUUUAGUCUCUGCAGGUUUAUGACUUUACACAUCCUCGUCUGUUUGAUUAGCAUCACUAUUCUUUCUAAUAGGUCCACUACAGUUUCUCUCUUUCCUCCUUUGUCAAAAUAGAAAAUCACUAGGCAGUUAUUAAGACUAUGCAUCAGAGUGAUGCUGAUUCAUGCUUUGUUGUUUUCAUGUACGGCAUUCUUUCCCAAUGUAGAAGCUUCUUGUUUACUAGGCUUCCUAUAUAUAUCUGUAUAACCUCAUCAAGUUUUUCUACUUGACAAUAUUCUUCUUUCCAGCUUA
Spinacia oleracea (spinach) is the source of this 1520-nucleotide messenger RNA. Its product is annotated as probable arabinose 5-phosphate isomerase. Gene Ontology annotation, biological process: carbohydrate metabolic process; carbohydrate derivative metabolic process. NCBI's taxonomy places the organism in Eukaryota, Viridiplantae, Streptophyta, Magnoliopsida, Caryophyllales, Amaranthaceae. The transcript has 3 exons. The record is from RefSeq and is a predicted model, not a curated record. Gene Ontology annotation, molecular function: carbohydrate derivative binding; isomerase activity. The coding region runs from base 232 to 1254 and encodes 340 amino acids.